Molecule: messenger RNA, 2325 nt
Organism: Naegleria lovaniensis
Lineage: Eukaryota; Heterolobosea; Eutetramitea; Acrasida; Naegleriidae
Exons: 1
Coding region: 1-2325 (774 amino acids)
Biological process (GO): double-strand break repair via homologous recombination; replication fork processing
Cellular component (GO): nucleus
Molecular function (GO): DNA binding; 3'-5' DNA helicase activity; ATP binding
Source: RefSeq, a predicted model, not a curated record
AUGCCCUCUCUUGGAUCAUCUUCCUCGAUCACGUACUCUCCGCAAAAUUCUUCCAAACCUUCUCCAUCGGUGAGUACCACUACUGCUACUACUAAUACUACCGGUACUAUCAAACGAAGACACAGUAGUAGCAGUUUUGUUAAUGAAUCAUCAUCAUCAACAACCUCUUUGAAUCACAAGACCAUUGAUUCCUUUUUCCGAAAGAAGAAGGAUGAUCAUCAACCGCCAUCACAACAAUCUUCGGAAUUUCAAACAAGCUGCAAGGAUGAAUUCACUCCCUCUCACGAUUCAUCAAGAUCGGAUCAAGAAAGUGGUCCCAUUUUGAAAAAACAAAAAACAGCAAAAACUCCACCAAAAAAGUCUUCUAACCGCCAAUCCUCAUCAUCAUCGCCACUGUGUACAGGUCCUCUAGAUUUAUUGUUCCAAAAACAAAAACAAUUCACAUCCUCACAACAAUCAUCAUCCUCUGAUUCAGCUGUAUCUUGUUCUGAUUCGGAAUUGAUCAAAGGUAAUCCACUAUUGGAUUGGGAACAUGAGUUGACUAAAUUAGAUGAUACUCAACGACAGGCAGUCCAUGAAAACUCUGCUAAAUAUUUAUUGAUUAAUGGUUCUCCAGGCUGCGGAAAAACACUUGUGGUGGCAUUGAGAGCUCUUCAGUUAUUGCGUACAGAUCCAACAAGAAAAAUACUCAUCUUGACCUUUUCUAAAAAAGCAGAGCAAGAAAUUCAUGCUAGAAUUUUCAAAUUUACAGGCUUUAAGAGCAAUCAACAACACCGAAUUCAUGUCAAGACCAUACACGCCUUUGCUUUCAUGAUUAUGAGAAAAUUCGGAGACGAAAAUAGGAAAACUAUUGCGAACGAACAGCAAAUUUUGGAAAUAUUUAAAAAAAGUCCAAAGUUUCAGAAUGUUCAAGAUGACAAAUUUAAAGAGCUCCUCUCAUGGUGCCAAGAACAACGAGCCAAAGGGAAUACUUCUUCCGAUUUUAUCGAAGGUACAGAGAAGGAUUUUUUAGUUUGGUAUCAAGACGAGCUCUUAAAGAAAUGCUUAACAUUGGACUCUCUCAUUGAGCAAGCAUCGCAAGUAUUACAAACAGAAAAGAAGGCAAUUCAAUUUUGCUCACAGUUUUUUACAGAUUUGUUUGUCGAUGAAUUCCAAGAUACUUCUUUCAAGCAAUACGAUCUGUUGAAACUUGCAUCAAAUCAUGAUUGUUUGAAAAAUAUAACCGUUUUCGGAGAUCAAAAUCAAUCCAUCUAUUCAUUCAUUGGAUCAAACGGAGUUAGAUUAUUCCAACAGUUCAAGAUUGAUUUUGAAAAUGUACAAACAAUUGAUAUGAUGACAAAUUAUAGAAGUAAUACUGAAUUGAUCAAGAUUGCCAAUUAUUUCAUGCGGACUGAUACACGUAAAGGUUCAUCCACGAUAACCGAAAAUACGAACAAUUAUAUGGUACGCAAAUUUGGGAAUUUCAUAGAAGAAAUUGAAUUUAUAACAAGAGAAAUUCAGAAACUGGUAAACAAUGGAGUGAGUUUGAGUAGUAUUUGUGUCUUAUUUCGAAGAGACAAAUUACAGAGUAUCCUAGAAGAGACUUUGAUCAGAAAGAAUAUAAAAGUGGCCUCUCCAGUCAAAGACAAAUUUCUUGUCGUUUUAAAGAUUCUCAAACUCAUGAUUGGAGAAGGCAAAGAAUAUACUGAAAAAGAAGAGGAUUUAAUAUUUAUCGUUAAAAAUUUCAAACCAUACAUGGAUGGAAUUGGUGAAAAGACUGUUCAAAGUUAUUUAAAUGGAGAAAAACCAACGAAAAAAUCAGCUCGUCUCUCACAAUUUAUUCAAACUUUAAUCAUGUUGCGUAAGAAUUUAUUUGCCACUCUGGGUACCAUUUCAUUACCCACUUUGUGUGAUUAUAUGUUACAAAAUUUCAAGGACGUGAAAGUUUUUGCUGAUGAAGAUUAUAUUCGUCAACGAAUUUCAGCAUAUUCCACCGAAACAGCCUCCCUUUGUGCGUUGAGGGAUAUUGAAGCUUGUUGGUCAAGUGACGACAAUCGUGUCAUGACCGAAGGAGUUGUACUUUCAACGAUUCACAGAGCCAAAGGACUGGAAUUUGACAUUGUGUUCAUUCCAGAAGUUCACGAUGGAGUGAUGCCACUUCAAAAAAAUGUACAUGACGCUAAAAAAGUUCCAGAUAAGCAAUGCGAGCAAAUUGAUGAAAGUGAGGAACGAAGAAUAUUUUAUGUGGCCAUUACACGAGCGAAACAGUGUUUGUAUUUGACUCAUGUGGAAAAGUCACAAUUUAUUACUCAAAUUGACAGCUUUUUAAAGCAAAGCAAACAAUGA